Syzygium oleosum is the source of this 1756-nucleotide messenger RNA. Its product is annotated as 6-phosphogluconate dehydrogenase, decarboxylating 1, chloroplastic. Gene Ontology annotation, molecular function: phosphogluconate 2-dehydrogenase activity; NADP binding; phosphogluconate dehydrogenase (decarboxylating) activity. Lineage: Eukaryota; Viridiplantae; Streptophyta; Magnoliopsida; Myrtales; Myrtaceae. The coding region runs from base 22 to 1509 and encodes 495 amino acids. Gene Ontology annotation, cellular component: cytosol. The transcript is spliced from 2 exons. The record is from RefSeq and is a predicted model, not a curated record. Gene Ontology annotation, biological process: pentose-phosphate shunt, oxidative branch; pentose-phosphate shunt.
UCUCUCUCUCUCUCUCUACCCAUGGACGCCUCCGUCGCCCUCUCCCGCAUAGGCCUCGCCGGCCUCGCCGUCAUGGGCCAGAACCUUGCCCUCAACAUCGCCGACAAGGGCUUCCCCAUCUCCGUCUACAACCGCACCGCCGCCAAGGUCGACGAGACCCUGGACCGCGCCGCCGCCGAGGGCGGCCUCCCCCUCUCCGGCCACUACUCCCCCCGCGACUUCGUCCUCUCCAUCAAGCCGCCGCGCUCCGUCAUCAUCCUCGUCAAGGCGGGCGCCCCCGUCGACCAGACCAUCGCCGCCCUCUCCGACCACAUGUCCCCCGGCGACUGCAUCAUCGACGGCGGUAACGAGUGGUACGAGAACACCGAGCGCCGCAUCGCCGAGGCCUCCGAGCGGGGCCUCCUCUACCUCGGCAUGGGGGUCAGCGGCGGCGAGGAGGGGGCGCGCAACGGCCCGUCGCUGAUGCCCGGCGGGUCUUUCCAGGCCUACGAGAACGUCAAGGAGAUCCUGCACAAGGUCGCCGCCCAGGUGGACGACGGGCCUUGCGUCACUUACAUUGGUGAAGGCGGGUCGGGGAAUUUUGUCAAGAUGGUGCACAAUGGGAUCGAGUACGGCGAUAUGCAGCUGAUUUCGGAGGCCUACGACGUGUUGAAGAACGUGGGCGGGCUGUCGAACGAGGAGCUCGCGGCCAUCUUCGACGAGUGGAACAGGGGAGAGCUGGAGAGCUUCUUGAUCGAGAUCACGGCGGAUAUCUUCAAGGUGAAAGAUGAGCAUGGCGAUGGGGAGUUGGUGGAUAAGAUUCUGGAUAAGACCGGGAUGAAGGGCACGGGGAAGUGGACGGUGCAGCAGGCGGCGGAGCUGUCCGUGGCCGCGCCCACAAUCGCUGCGUCACUGGAUUGUAGGUACCUGAGCGGGUUGAAGGACGAGCGGGAGAGCGCAAGCAAGGUCUUGAAGGAGGCAGGGUUGAAGGAUGACGUGGGGUUGGUGAGGAGCGGUAUCGAUAAGAAGAGAUUGAUAGACGAUGUGAGGCAGGCGUUAUAUGCCUCGAAGAUAUGUAGCUAUGCGCAGGGUAUGAACCUGUUGAGGGCGAAGAGCAUCCUGAAAGAUUGGAACUUGAAUUUCGGAGAGUUGGCAAGGAUUUGGAAAGGUGGGUGCAUUAUCAGAGCUGUGUUUCUUGAUCGGAUCAAGAAGGCUUAUCAGAGGAAUCCGAACUUGGCGAGCUUGGUCGUGGACCCUGAGUUUGCGAGGGAGAUGGUGCAGAGGCAAGCUGCGUGGAGGAGAGUCGUGGGAUUGGCGAUCUCGGCUGGGAUUAGCACACCAGGAAUGUGUGCGAGCCUUUCUUAUUUCGAUACUUACAGGCGCGCGAGGCUUCCGGCCAAUCUCGUCCAGGCUCAGAGGGACUUGUUCGGGGCACAUACCUAUGAGAGGAUCGAUCGCCCCGGGUCUUUCCACACGGAAUGGACCAAACUCGCUCGACAGACCGGUGCGGGUGUAGGUUCUCUUAACUGAUCUGUUAUCAGCGGAUUGCCCCAUUGUUUGUCUGGAUCAGGUCUUGCCAACGGUUUGAUUUGAAUUAGAGAUGUUUUUCUCACUGAAUAUUACUGGUUAGGCAUCGCAAUUGUUGUUCAGCCUUGAGGUUUUUGUUGUUACUAAUAAGAAAUGCAUGCCUAAAGCCUUUCAGUCCAUAUGCCAUCUGCUAUACACUUUGCAGUUUCUUUCUCAUCGAGUCAAAUGCAUAUGCUCGAUAUUAUGUCAA